This is a messenger RNA of Notodromas monacha, 3063 nucleotides long. NCBI's taxonomy places the organism in Eukaryota, Metazoa, Arthropoda, Ostracoda, Podocopida, Cyprididae. The record is from the annotation of a GenBank genome assembly.
AUGUCUUUUCGACAGUCCCGAGCACUGGCAUCUUGCGGACGCAACCGCUCUCAGUCUGGUGAUUUCCUGGUUCUCAGACUCGGCAAACAGGGCAUUCACAACGUUGAAAACCUGCUGCAUGACAGCAUCCUGUCGCAUGUCGUCAUUGCCCUUGAGCAGUUGCACAUACACUCUUCCGUCGGAACCGCGACACAGGAUCUUUUUUGGGGCAUUGAUGCCCCCGACAAAGGCAAACGAACCCUCGUAACGGGCAACAGUAGGAACAUCCCGGGUACUCAAACGCUUGCGAGACCGGCUCACAGGGAUGUGGUUCGGUUUCCUGAAGUGCGAAUGAUCCCUGGUAUCGUCGCGGAACCAACUGAGGAAUUUAUUCCGAGUCAGAAGGCAAUAUUUGAAAGCCAGGCUCUUGUUCCUUGGGCAACAUUUUUGAGGAAGUUUUACAAUAAACGUGGAAGGAUGAGAACCGCGUUUCCCGUUUUCCUUCUGCCGAUCAUCAUUGGCCUCGAAUUGAGCUUCGUUCGACAAAUAUCUGCAGACAGUCGAACGAGGUCAGCCGUUGGAAACUGGCAGGAGACAGCAGAGAGAACCCGUUUCCAACGGGAUUCCUUCCGCGAACACCAAGACCAAGUUCGUCAAUCGGAGUUCAGGAGAAUGACAGAAGGUUCUACUCGCAGGAUGGCUCGAGACAUUCAGGGUAACACUGAUGAUCACAACGAUCAACGCCGUUCUUGGGAAAGAGACAACCGUUUCACCAAAGAAACAAAUGCUCGCAGGGAAAUAUCAAGAUCCAGUCGAGACGCAGACCACGGAUCAGUCAGCAGAAACGACAUGCGCGAUCGCACAGAGGUCCAGCGACCAACAACUGCAGCAGGGACCAAUGCCAAGCGUGCAGACAAUCGACGGGAUCGCCAAGAUUAUUUUAUUUCCCAGCGACGCUCGUCUUCCCUUUCCAAAUUGAACGAGAGAUUCGACGAGAAUCGGGCUCGAGAAAAAAUGGAGCCCACUUCCCAGCGUUUGAGUUCGGAAAACGACAAAAGAUUUGAAGCUGAUCGACAGGUCAGACGACAAGUCGAACGUACUGACGAUCGACGACGGCAAGAUUUACAAACUGAGCGUGCUGGAAAUCGUCGAGAAGAUGAGAGGCUCGAGAGAGGCAUCAUCGGAAAUAGAAGAGCAACAACGAGUCAACGACUGAAUCGCCGAGAUCAGUCCGAAACACGAGCUGAAAUCCGAAUGAGGAAUGAAAGAUCCGACAUCAACAACAGGCGUGAACGAAGCGUGGGACGAAGGGAAACGUCUCGAAACACACGAGAACGCGAAGUGAUCGCAGAUCGCAGAGAUACAGAAAAUCGACGCGAGCGUUCAAAUGAAAGCAGCUCCAGACGAAUUUCACAAGAAAAUCAACAACGGGAACGAACCGAUCGUCGGGAGAUGAGUGGUGAACGCAGCUCAGAAAACCGCAGGGAAACUAGUUCACGGGACCUUCUGGCUCUGGAAAGACGUGAAAUCAACACUGAACGCAGGGAAAUCGACUCUACCCGCAGGGAAAUCAACACUGAACGCAGGGAAAUCGACUCUCAACGCAGGGAAAUCAACAAUGAACGCAGGGAACGUGAAAUAGACAUUGCCCGUGAGAGGGAAGUCGUUCGCUUUUCGGCGACUCGUGAAACAACGCGAAGGGUUUCUGAAAGAGAUCAAAGCACUCGUCGAAGCGUCGAGAGGAUGAAUCGCGCCAGGGAAGAAGACCGACGAUCGCAAGUUCGUCGCGAAAAUCGUGAAAUCAGAGAAAACGACCGAAUGGAAGAGGACCGAAUGUCAUCAAGGGGACGCAUUCAUGAAAGGGAACGGGAAACCCGCUCAACCCGAGACGAACCACGAAGAGAAAGAAACUCUCGCAAAACCAGCGAAUCUUCUAUUCGACGAAUGGAUUCACGAGGACGAAGUCUCGAGCGGAAGGAACGCGUAGUCGACGUCGCUGAACAACGCCGAGAGGAACACCGAACAAACACACAACUUUUCAGAGAUGAAACGACCCGAGGUGAGGAAAAGGCUCGCACAAAUUCCUACGUCAACUUUUCCGUGACUGACAAAACAGGUCACAGGAUCGUACCGGAAUCGAAUGAACAACGAUCCCGUGUCCGACUUAGCCAAUUGCAUCGCGCAGAUUUUAUGCCAGAAGUACGAGAAACGUCAGUGAUUGAGAUCGACAAUUCCAAGACUGAGAGAAUCGCGGAAAAGGAGAGGAUUCAAACUUCACGACUCAUGGACCUCUUACAUCACUGGGGGAACCACGGCGAUUUGUGGUCUCGUGAUGAUUCUCCUAAACGAGGCACCUGGACGAAAAGGAAAACUCAUCGCUGGAAUCUAAAUGGAACAACAAGGGAAACGAAAACGGAUUCUGGAUUUUUCGCGACAAACAUUGCAGAGCUGAAAGAAGAAAAAAAAAACCCUGAUCGACUCACCAAGCAAACUUCUCAGCUGGCCAGCGAAUGUGUCGAGGCCGUCGGAGCCGGCGCUCAAUUGCGCGGCCAAUUGCGGCAACAACGGCAGGAACUUGUACGUCGGCAGCUUUUGUAUAAUCUUCCCAGCUUCUGCCAAACAAUUUGCUUCGCCCUUCGCAGACAGCCAAAGAGCAACGAAGCGGAAAAUCCUCAGGUCGUGUUUGCCAUCCACGGCUCGAAGCAUGGCCUGCCCAUAGCUCCGCAAUGCCGUGGCCGUUACGAGAUUAAUUUCCGCAGAAAUCUGGUUGCACCCGACUUCGUCAAUCACGGCCACUUUUUCCAAAUGCGAUCUGACGAAGUGGCUCUGUUGACUGAGUUGCACAUAUCUCGACUUCAUCGUUUUUACGGUCUCUUUCAGCUCGCGGACCCGUCUGAUUUUGGCCUGGAAUGCAAAUCGGAAAUAUUUAAUCCAACAGAUCCUUACGAGAAUACGUCACACAUUUGCAAUAAGUACCUCGAGCAGUUUUCCUUCGAAGGCCAGUUUUUCCAACGCAACCGACUUCCCACAAUGCUUGGACACCAUGGUCAGGGCCUGAAGCGCCAUUCCUCCCCAACGAGCUGA